Molecule: messenger RNA, 2810 nt
Organism: Cucumis melo (muskmelon)
Lineage: Eukaryota; Viridiplantae; Streptophyta; Magnoliopsida; Cucurbitales; Cucurbitaceae
Product: protein FRIGIDA
Exons: 3
Coding region: 307-2349 (680 amino acids)
Source: RefSeq, a predicted model, not a curated record
CUUGUAGGUUAGUUUGAAUAGUUUUCCCAGUUUCCGUUCCUUCAUCUUUCCUCUCUUCUUCUCUCCAAUCUUGUGCAGUUCUCUGUUCCUCCGGCGCCCAUUCUCAGUUUUCUUCCCCGAGUGCAUAUUAAAUAAGCAGUUUUGGAAUUUAGAGUUGGUUGAUAGAUUGCCAAAAACUGGGCUUUAGUUUACCUUUCUAAACUUCAACCUUCAACCUCUUCAAAUUCACCUUCGCAAUAUGGCCUUUUCCCCACAACCCAGAAGCUAAAGUAAGGGUCCUUAAGCCCAAGGAAAUCAAUUUCACUUAUGGCUGCUACUGUCGAUUCCUUCAAGGACGAAGAGCAUUCAGAGGCUGUUUCACGAUUGGUGGAAGGCCCAUGCCAAUUACGAGAACUCGGUUCAGAAUCAAACCCUCAACAACCUCCUUUUAAGCUUCUGAAAAAUUCAUAUUUUGAUGAACUUGGCAGCCUAUCGACUGCAAUACAUGCAUUCCAAUGUCGCUUUAAUGAAUUGCAAGACCAUCUAUGUUUCAUUCACAACGCCAUAGAUGCACGUUCGAAACAACAUAUGUCCUCAUCCAACUCUCUGCUAGAUAAUCAUUCACAACUGCUAUCUUCCUUAUCCUUCAAGUCUUCUACUCUCGUCCCAACCGCAGAAAGUGGACGAAAUCCUGUUUAUUCGAGCACCCAUCCGUCGCGUAGUCCUAGAAGCAAUCUCCCUGAAACUCGUACCUAUUCUGGCAAAGUUGAUGGUAAAGAAGGCGUUGAUAAGCAAACAGAAUCCUCCUCUCUCUCCGAGCUUGAGCAUCUCUGCCAAACCAUGUGUAGCCGUGGCCUACGCAAGUACAUAGUUUCUCAUCUAUCGGACCUCGCUAACCUCCGUCAUGAAAUUCCGCUCGCUCUAAAAUGUGCUCCUAACCCGGCCAAACUCGUGUUCGAUUGCAUUGGCCGCUUUUAUCUUCAGGGCAGCAAAGCCUACACCAAGGACUCUCCUAUGAUUCCUGCUAGACAAGCCUCCAUCCUCAUCCUAGAACUUUUUCUGAUCUCAGGUGCAGCUGAGACCAAAAAUGACAAAAGAACAGAAAUUGAGUCCUCCUUGAAGGUGGAAGCUGACCUUGCUGCCAUUGCCUGGAGGAAAAGACUUAUUACUGAAAGUGGUUCUUGUCAGGCUAGCGAUAUAGAUGCCAGGGGUUUGCUUCUUUUUCUUGCGUCUUUUGGAAUUCCUACUGUAUUUACAAACGAUGAUUUAAGGGAUCUCUUACGAUCAAGUAACUCAAAGGGGCUAUCGAAUGCCCUUUGCCAUUCACAUUGUCUUCGUACACGCAUUCCAGACAUUAUAAAGGGGAUGACGAAGAGCAGUAAGAAUAUUGAAGCUGUUGAUAUUAUUUAUGCUUUUGGUAUGGAGGAUGUAUUUCCACCACAGGAAAUUCUGUUGUCAUUUCUCCAAGAGUGUGAUGAAACGUGGAAAAAAAGAAUAAAUGAAGUACGAGGUUCAACCAUGCAACUGAGACGGGUGAGUGAAGAGAAAUUAGCUUCUCUGAAAUGUGUUCUCAAAUGUUUGGAAGAUCACAAGUUGGAUCCUGUGAAGUCUCUUCCUGGAUGGAAAAUUCACGAAAUGAUAAAAAACUUGGAGAAGGAUAUUGUGGAACUUAGGAAAAGAAUGGAAGAUAAUGCGAGUCUGAAGAGAAAAACAGACGAAGCUUCCACACAGAAGUAUCUGAGUCAGGAAAUAAAGCGGUCGCGAUUGGCAAGUAAGGGAGGAUUCCCUGUUAUGUCUUAUCCAGUCAAUGGUUUGUUGGAACAAAAUGCAGCUACGUUUUUGGAGGACAAGAGCUGUUUCAGUACUAGUAGUAGUUCAAUGCCACAAAAGUUAUUGGAUGGUGGACGUGCUUCUCAGUUAGGUAAUUACCAAAUUGCUUCGUCUUUGCGUGGACCUGGUUUGCUUGAAACUACAGUUUUGCCUGCGGAUAUUGGUAGUGGUAUCACCAAUGCUGCUGCCUCAUUCCCCAGAGGAAUGGGAAGGGGAAGGGACAGCAACGAGGCUUCCAUUUACAAAAUGGGGCCAACUCGUGAGUUAGCUUAUAAAGAUAUAUCAGUUGGGCAAAGCUUUAUUCAACAAGCUAUGCCUACACUUGCAACAACCCCUACGCCACCGCCAACAACCGUGGAGCCUUAUUCAGCUGUAGAUGGGUUCAUGGGACACUCAACGAGCAAUAAUUUUGAUCUCUAUCAUUUUGCUGAUGCAGCUGUGUUCGAAAAUGAUCUGCCCAAGAACAGCACCAGUCAAACUGGCACUUUGUCUCGCCUUCGGCUGCCCCAUAAUCACCAUCCUCCCUACUUUUACAAUUGAUCCUAAAUGUUUUCAUUUCAUUAUAUAAUGAAAACAGCUGGGUUGACUUCGUUUUUUGGAUAGGAUUACUGAAACACAUUUUCUUGUCUCAGCUGCAAAGCGUUGGGUGUAUUAUUAGUCAUUAGAUUUGCUAGGCAGGCUGGCUGGCAGAACGUUCUUUGCUCAACUUAUGCACGUGAACAAUGCUCUUCAUCUAUUCCUGUUCAAAACAACUCUUUAUUUAUGGUUUGUUACAAUCACAUCCUUGUAUUUAUAAUUUGAUCAUCAACCCCUCGAGAUUCUAAAUGGAUGUUAUUAAACUCUUAAAUAUCGCAAAAUAGUGUACCAAGUGAAAACCCUUUGUUAAGGUGUCAAGAGUGAGCUAGUUAAAACAGCUGGUUGUUAUUCUAAGAGCUUGUAACCAUUGCACUAUAAAUAAACUCCAUCUCCUCUUAAUUGAGGAAGAAAAUGGUUGAUUCAAA